This is a messenger RNA of Halichondria panicea, 2144 nucleotides long. Its product is annotated as WD repeat-containing protein 20-like. Gene Ontology annotation, molecular function: protein binding. Lineage: Eukaryota; Metazoa; Porifera; Demospongiae; Suberitida; Halichondriidae. The transcript has 4 exons. The coding region runs from base 48 to 1982 and encodes 644 amino acids. The record is from RefSeq and is a predicted model, not a curated record.
CCUAGUUCCUGUUUUACCGGAAGCCAGCACAAAAAUAGCAAGCCAAGAUGUCUGUAAGAUCAAGUUAUACUGCUCCUGAAUACAGGACAGAGUUCUCAACGAGAGAAGGUGUGUACAGGAACGUGCGUCUAUCAGAGCACUGUAGACCCAGCCGACAGGCAUUGUUUGGCAAAGAGCUGUCUCCUGUCAGAGUAUCCUUUGUGAACUGCAAAGAUAAAGAUGGGGUUGUGGAAUGGAUAGUCUUCAAUGCUGGCAAGGAGUUGUACGUCUAUUCUUUUGACGGAGUCGGAAAGGCUCCUGAUCUGAAACACUAUGUGGACAAACGUAUCUACAAGACUCCGACUAUCCCGGUGUGUCAUGAUUUCAAUCAGAUGACUCGAAGUCGAUCUCACCUCGACCUGAUCAUAGGCUUCUCUACAGGCCCAGUGCAACUUCUCAGUCCCAUCGAUCGACAAGCAGUCAGCUCCUUCAAUGAAGAUGGCUCUAUAGACAACACGAGAGUGACUUGCAUCAAAUGGGUGCCUGGAUCAGAACAUCAUUUCGUUUCUUCGCAUCGCAGUGGAUAUCUGUACGUAUGGGACUCAGAGCAAACCUCUAAAACCACUGGCCAACAAAAUUUCUCCCUCGACAUUGAGAUUCAAGAUGCUAAAAUCCACACAGUCAAACCAAAAAACAAGUCCCCCAUUCUCCAUCGAUGGGCUGUCGGGCACGGUGCUAUCAAUGCAUUCGCUUUCUCUCCCGAUUCAAUUCAUAUUGCCAUUGCAAGUCAAGACGGUUUUACGAGGAUAUACGAUUUCCACAAGCAUGUGAUCUACGGUCGAAUGAGGAGCUAUUUCGGAGGGUUCCUGUGUGUGUGUUGGAGCCCUGAUGGCAAGUAUCUAGCAACCGGAGGAGAAGACGAUCUCAUCACAUUGUGGUCGUUUGAGCAUAAGAAAGUUGUUUCACGCGGUGAGGGUCACAAGUCAUACGUGAACGCAGUUGCAUUUGAUCCGUAUACGACUAUACUACCGGAUUCUGACGAUUCCCUGAGUGCCGACAAACCUACUAGUAUUUCUAACUCCCCUACCCUCACGUCCCAAAGUGCUUCCACUCUCGGACGAUCGCUAACCGAGCUUGGAGGAGGGGACAGAGAUAUCACUGCAUACAGACUGGGCUCGGUCGGACAAGACACUCAACUUUGUCUGUGGGAUUUGUCGGGAGAUGCUUUGAAACUAAGACGACCAUUUGCUCGUACAAGAUCUAGAGUGGCUAGUCGACAUGCUGGACAUCAAUCACAUUCUGAAGCAGCUACUACUAAGUCAACAGUACCUCAAGAAGACCCAACAGAAUUGAACUCUGUACCACAAAACAAUACUAAGGAAGUUGUGUCAAAUCAUGUUGAUAAAAGCCAGGGUGCCUCAAGCAAGAAAAGAAGUUCUGUAGUCAGCAACGGAGCGGAGUCAACCCCUUCAAUCUCCUCCCAAUCAUCAGCAGACAAAACCUCGGGCAAAAAAGACAAAAAGAAAAAGAACAAAGACAAAGAGAACAAAGACAAGAGUGAAGAGUCUGUGAACAGUGACGGUAGUAAACGCAAGGGCUCUCAGUGGAAGGACCCAAUGAAGAAAGUUCUACAGUUUGUAGGAGUGAGCUCAUCACCCCACCACAAUGUCGGAGCUAUGAGGUGCCAAGUAUUUGAAUCAUGUAACAGUGAUGAUAUUGCUCCCAAGAUGGAGGAAGUGAACUUAAUCGAGCCGUUAGUGGCCAAGAAAAUCUCCCAAGAGAGGAUCACUUGUCUUGUGUUUCGAGAGGACUGUAUAGUGACUGCCACGCAGGAGGGAUUCAUCAACACAUGGGCUAGACCAGACACUGACCUGCCCCCUGAGGCACUGGGGGAGAGGAAUAUAUCUGAGGCCAUGGCAUUACCUAGCAACCCUGGGAUCAACAGCCCCAAGCCUGGUCAACCAGAUCAUGGCACAACACCAGUCAAGAGCACAGCUAUUUAGUACAUAUCAUGUGACUAUUCGUGUGUUAGGGUAACGUGUACGUGUGUUCUGUUUUUCCUUGAAAUCUAAUCUUGUGUGAGCUUGUGUGAGCUUGUGUUGUAUAGCAGCAAUGGUAACCGUGUUUUUAUCUGAGUUUGAUUUAUACAACAAUUUUCCCUCAUG